This is a messenger RNA of Xiphias gladius (swordfish), 597 nucleotides long. RefSeq names its product protein FAM180A. The coding region runs from base 59 to 538 and encodes 159 amino acids. NCBI's taxonomy places the organism in Eukaryota, Metazoa, Chordata, Actinopteri, Istiophoriformes, Xiphiidae. The transcript is spliced from 3 exons. The record is from RefSeq and is a predicted model, not a curated record.
GGAAAGCAGAGGUGAGAGGGAUGUGGUGGCGUAUCUAUCGGUAAUAAUAAAGAAGAAAAUGACCAUGAAAUUACAACUUAAAAUCGGCCUCCAGGUCCUUUUGUGGCUUUGGUCUAAACAAGUGCUGCAGGAUGUGGCUGCAGGCCAAGGUCCAACUUCUCAAAUGAUUGAUGCAGACCGGAUGUUUGAGUUUUUGCUGGGCGGGGUAGAGAUCGACCAGGACAACAACAUCGUCCUGCUUGAUAAGGAGAUGGCUUCGAUGAGGGCGGGGCGAGCGUUCCUGUCUCAGAUCAAUGACAACAUUCCCAGAAGUCUGAGCUCAAUGGUACAGAUGCUGACCACAUUGGAGGAGCAGAGGAAGAGGCCGCUGACUCAGACACAGUUUGAAAGUCUUGUCCUGAGCAUGGUUUACUCUGCCCACCAGGCCGGGCAUCAGGAGAGAAAAGAGGAACAGGAGGCCUGGGGUGGAGUGCUCCUCCAGCUGGCGAAUGUUACGGUCCACCAACUACGUGGAAAUUAUCUCUUCAGUUAUGCUUAAUACACCGAUUGCCAGUCUGUAUGAAAUUAAAGAGCAUGCAAUAAAUCACUUGCCUUAAA